AGCGCUCGCGCGGGAGGCUGGGCCUGAGCGCAGGACUACGUUUCCCAGCGGGCCGCGGGCCUGCGGGGACCCAUUCCCGUGCCUGGGCCUCCGGAGUUGCUCCUGCGGUGGGCGCUGCUUUUCAAGAUGUCCAAUAAAGAAUCUUAUGGAAAAGAAGAAAAGUCUCAAAGAAAAGGCACUACCUUAUUGCCAGUCUUUGAUGAAGAAGACAAGAAAAAGAAAAACACCUCAGCAAGUUCUACUAGUUCAGUUUACUCUGUGAAAUCAGUUUCAUCAGAGAGUAGGAAACUAUCGAAUGUAGACGUCGACACAGACACACCAAAAAAGAGACUGAAAACCAGUUCCUCAUCCCAAGGACCUGCUAAAGUCCAAGAAACAUCAUAUUCAAAUGAUAAUCAGAUUGUAUUACAGAUUCCUUCUUCAAAAGGAAUUAAAGAUAUUAAAGUUAAAAAUAUUAAAUUGACAAAUGUUAGGAGUAAGCUUGGCCAUGAAAUGAAAAAUCUUAACAGUCAUAAAAUUACCAAAGAUGUGAAACCUAAAGUUGAAGGCCAGGCAAAGGAAAAGAAGUGGCCUCAUUUACUGGCCCAGAGGGAGAAGAUGAAAGAACUGAACAGAAAAUUUAGAGAGAAUUCUGAAAAACCUGUCUUGGAGAAAUGCCAGAAAAAUCCGUUUUCUCAGGAUUGUAAUUCCAACAGGAUAAUUAAGGAACCCUUUGAAUCUAGAAAGAAGAUCAGCUUCAAAAUCCCAAUAAAAUCUUGUAAUACUUUCCAGAGGCUGGUAGAAGAAAAUGUCUUUAAUUUUGAAUCUAAUAAGUCAAAGACUAAACAAGAGGGAAAAGGUGGCCUGGGAACCUCACGGGUUUCAUUAAAUUUGGCCAGGCACAAAACUGAACGCUUAUUUUCAGAUUCUUCUUGUAAGCAUGAGUGGAAAGGAAAGCAUCAUCAUCAGCGUCAAGAAAGUAAAGAUUCAGUUUCCAAGGAACUGUUUACCCAGAGUUUUGAAACGCCGUGUUCUUCAAUGGGACCUGAAAGUAUUCAAGAUACAGAUCAAGAGAUGCAGAUAGUCGAAGAGCUUCAUGCUGCACGCGUGGGGAAAAGUGUGGAUUUACCUGUGGUACCACCUUCUGGAGAGUUAAUGAGUAUGGAAAUUGACUUGGUGGAAGAUGAUGUACAUUCCUCUGCUGCAAAUACUGAUUCAGACAAAAAGCUUCUAAUUGUUAUUGACACGAAUAUUCUGAUGAACCAUCUCAAAUUUGUUAGAAUUUUGAAGACAACAGAAAUACCAGGUUUUGAUGGACUUGUGUUAAUAAUUCCCUGGGUUGUUGUGCAAGAGCUAGAUCGUAUGAAGGCAGGAAAACUACUAAAACAUGCACAACACAAAGCUAUACCUGCAGUUCAUUUCAUCAAUGACAGCUUCAGAAAUCAGGAUGGAAUGCUGUGGGGUCAGUCAAUACAACUUGCAUCUCAAAAACUUUAUGGACUGAGUGAUGAGAACAAUGAUGAUAGGGUAUUAAAAUGCUGUCUGCAGUACCAGGAUUUAUUCCCCUGUUCUCUUGUUAUUCUGUGCACCGAUGAUAGAAAUUUAAGAAACAAAGGCCUAAUAAGCGGUGUGAAGUCACUCAGUAAAGAAGAAUUGAGUGGAGAGCUGUGUAACUUAUCUCUGAACACAGAUGUGUGUCAUCAGCCUUGUGUUUCUAAGCAACGAUUGAAAGCAGAAGCAACACCAGUAGAAGAGAGCUCUGAUGAAAAGUCUACAAAUUCAGGACUGUCCAUUCUACUUGAACGCAUAACAUCUGAUCUUGAAAAAUCUCUUGGAACAGCUUUAUCUUCAAUAUUAGAAACAGAAAUGAAAAUUGCUUUUGGAAACCUUUGGAUGGAGAUGCUGUACUUGAAACCACCAUGGACUCUAAUACACAUAUUACAGUGCUUUAAAAAACAUUGGUUGGCUGUGUUUGGAUUAGUUAUGGAAAAGAACUUGCUUUUAACUGUUGAGAGCCUAUAUGAAAAUCUCUGUAGAGCUAAUAAGGCAGUGGAUUUUACAACAGUGAAAUUCCUGCUUCAGGAUUCUAAAAGUUUGUUACAGGCUUUCAGUACAAGGUCAAAUUAUGAUGGUAUUCUUCCACAGGCCUUUGCUGAAGUGAACAAACUGCUCCAAACAUGUACAGAGGUCAAAACAAAAUGGUCGCCAAAUUCUUCAGAAAAUGCAGUGAGUAAAAAACAGGAAGAUAGUUCUUCGAUGAAGUCUCAUAACCAAGAAAUCACUGUUUUCUCCAGUUCUCCUCUUCCCCAACCCAAUAGGCAUCAAGAAAUAUGGUCUAUCCUAGAGAAUCUUUGGAUUACAAUAUAUCAAAACAGUACAGAUGUGUUUCAAAGAUUGGGCUCAAAUUCAACUCUGACUACUUCAAAAAUAGCAUCUUUUGAGGAAGCAUUUAUAUAUCUUCAAAAGUUAAUGGCGGCAGUGAAGGAUAUUCUUGAAGGAAUACAGAGAAUUUUGGCCCCCAACAGUAAUUAUCAAGAUGUCGAAACUCUCUAUAACUUCCUAAUCAAGUAUGAGGUAAAUAAAAGUGUCACAUUUACUGCCCAGGAACUUUAUGAUUGUGUUUCACAGACUGAGUAUCAGGAAAAGUUAACGAUUGGGUGUCGCCAGCUGUUUGAGAUGGAGUGUACCAUGCAGCAGUGCAAUGCAUCUGUCUAUAUGGAGGCCAAAAACAGGGGAUGGUGUGAGAACAUGCUCAAUUACAGGACUUAAGUGCUGAUUUGUAACUGAAGAGGGAUUGCUUUUGUCAUCAUGAGUAACAGAGUAACUUUCAACCUGGUCACUUUUUUGAGCCAAAUUCUAUUGAGAAUUUUGAAGUUUUAUAGGUACAAAAAAGUGAUACUACUGACAAUCUCAUUGAAGCUCUGAAAAGCUUAAUGCAUCAGAUGUGGGAUAAAUUGUUGAUUCUUCUAGAGUUGACAAUAUGUCCAUACCUCUAUCUGAUACUGAGCCAGUAUCUCUAAGGAAAAGAGAGCCAUCUUUUCAGUCUUACUAUGGCAGAAGCCAUUGUGGCAUCUGAGGAAGGCCCAGGACACAUCAUUAGCGUCUCUCCCAACCCUGAGUAUGGGCACAUGAUCAGACACUGCUAGAUGCUAAGAAAAAAUUAGGACAUGACCAUGCUUACCACAUUCCACAAAUAAAAUCUCGUCCUGGGAAAA
Marmota monax (woodchuck) is the source of this 3194-nucleotide messenger RNA. RefSeq names its product transcriptional protein SWT1-like. The record is from RefSeq and is a predicted model, not a curated record. Gene Ontology annotation, cellular component: nucleus. Lineage: Eukaryota; Metazoa; Chordata; Mammalia; Rodentia; Sciuridae.